GGCGCGGGUGGAGGGUCCGAGGGCAGGAAGACGGAUUUUGCGGGAGGAGGUAGAAACUCCUGAGAGGUUGAGGGGUUUGGGAACGACUGGGAACGCGGAGUAAGUGAGGCAGGAAUGGACACAGAGAGGAGAUGGUCCCCGAAACCCUGAGGAGUUAGGAUGUGGGUGGUCCUUGCGCAUCUCUGAUUGAGUUCUCUCAGGGACUCAGCAUCUUCGAUAUUGGGUUGUGGGGCGGGGGGAUGGCCUGCUUGCCCUAGUCUGGCUUCUCUGAAUUGGUGAUCUCCUCUUAUCUUGUCCCUCUGCCUUGUUGUGCUACUCUCGGCACUUAGUAUCUCCGGGAAAGGGCCCCAUGAGUGGUUUGAACUGGGUACAGUGGGGCAGGAAGUCCCCUCCUGCGUCCCGUCCCUUUGCUUCCUUUUUCAAAUACUUUUUGUGGUUUCCUGACGUGAAUGAAGGUGAGGUCCAUUGCUCACAAACUGGUGCUUGGUAUUUUUGCCUUGGCCGCCUCGGAGGAGAGAUAGGGCUUUGGAUCUCGAAAGGAGUUACAGGCCCAAAAACUGCGGCUGGCUUACACAAGGAGCUCCCACUAUGGUGGCUCUCUGCCCAAUGUGAACCAGAUUGGCUGUGGCCUAGCCGAGUUCCAGAGCCCCCUCCACUCCCCUCUGGAUUCAUCUCGGAGCACUCGACAUCACGGGCUGGUGGAACGGGUGCAGCGAGAUCCCCGAAGAAUGGUGUCCCCGCUUCGCCGCUACCCCCGCCACAUUGACAGCUCUCCCUAUAGUCCUGCCUAUUUAUCUCCUCCCCCGGAGUCCAGCUGGAGGAGGACAAUGCCCUGGGGCAAUUUCCCUGCAGAGAAGGGACAGUUGUUUCGACUACCAUCUGCACUUAACAGGACAAGCUCUGACUCUGCCCUUCACACAAGCGUGAUGAACCCCAGCCCUCAGGACACGUAUCCAAGCCCUGCACCCCCCAGCGUCCUGCCGAGCCGCCGUGGAGGUUGUCUGGAUGGCGAGAUGGACUCCAAAGUCUUUCUCUUUCAAGUCCCUGCUAUUGAGGAGAACUUGCUAGAUGAUAAACACUUGUUGAAACCAUGGGAUGCUAAGAAGCUGUCCUCAUCCUCCUCCCGACCUCGGUCCUGUGAAGUCCCUGGAAUUAACAUCUUCCCAUCUCCUGACCAGCCUGCCACUGUGCCUGUCCUCCCACCUGCCAUGAACACGGGAGGCUCCCUACCUGACCUCACCAACCUGCACUUUCCCCCACCGCUACCCACCCCCCUGGACCCAGAGGAGACAGCCUAUCCCAGCCUGAGUGGGGGCAGCAGUACCUCCAAUUUGGCCCACACCAUGACCCACCUGGGCAUCAGCGGGGGCCUGGCCCUGGGCCCGGGCUAUGAUGCGCCAGGACUUCAUUCACCUCUCAGCCACCCAUCCUUGCAGUCCUCCCUAAGCAAUCCCAACCUCCAGGCUUCCCUGAGCAGUCCUCAGCCCCAGCUCCAGGGCUCCCACAGUCACCCCUCACUGCCUGCCUCCUCCUUGGCCCGCCACGCACUGCCCACCACCUCCCUGGGCCACCCCUCGCUCAGUGCCCCGGCCCUCUCCUCCUCCUCUUCCUCCUCUUCUGCUUCCUCUCCGGUGCUGGGGGCCCCCCCUUACCCAGCUUCUGCCCCUGGGGCCUCCCCCCGCCACCGCCGUGUGCCCCUCAGUCCCCUGAGUUUGCCCGCGGGCCCAGCCGACGCCAGAAGGUCCCAACAGCAACUGCCCAAACAGUUUUCGCCAACAAUGUCACCCACCUUGUCUUCCAUCACUCAGGGCGUCCCCCUGGAUACCAGUAAGCUGCCCACCGACCAGCGGCUGCCUCCAUACCCAUACAGCCCCCCAAGUUUGGUUCUGCCCACCCAGCAACCCACCCCAAAGCCUCUGCAGCAGCCAGGGCUGCCCUCUCAGGCCUGCUCAGUGCAGCCCUCAGGGGGCCAGCCCCCAGGCAGGCAGCUGCAGUAUGGGACACUGUACCCACCCGGACCCAGUGGGCACGGGCAACAGUCUUACCACCGGUCGAUGAGUGACUUCAGCCUGGGGAACCUGGAGCAGUUCAACAUGGAGAACCCAUCGACCAGCCUGGCGCUGGAUCCCCCUGGCUUUUCCGAAGGGCCUGGCUUCUUAGGGGGUGAGGGACCAGUGAGUGGCCCCCAGGACCCUCACACCCUCAACCACCAGAACGUAACCCACUGUUCCCGCCACGGCUCAGGGCCUAACGUCAUCCUCACAGGAGACGCCUCCCCAGGCUUCUCCAAGGAGAUUGCAGCGGCCCUGGCCGGAGUGCCGGGCUUCGAGGUGUCAGCAGCUGGGCUGGGGCUGGGGCUGGGGCUGGAGGAGGAGCUGCGCAUGGAGCCACUGGGCCUGGAGGGGCUCAGCAUGCUGAGCGACCCCUGCGCCCUGCUGCCUGAUCCGGCUGUGGAGGACUCGUUCCGCAGUGACCGGCUGCAGUGAGGCCACCUCAGCGCCAUCCCUCUUCUCGGUCCUGUCCCUCGUCACUGUCCCUUUCCUCCCUUCCCCCUGGCCAGUAGAGAUGCCACUCUCUGCCCCCAGAUCCUCUUUCUGACAUGAACGAAGGAUCCCAAGAAUGAGAAAAGGCAAGGGGUUUUUUCCAGGUGGCCCCUGAAUUCUGCACAAGGGAGGGGGCGCCUGGGGGAGCUCAAGGGAGGGCCUAAAGCACUUGUAACUUUGAACCGUCUGUCUGGAGGUCAGAGCCUGUUGGAAAGUGGGGGGUAGAGGGGCGCCCCGGAGGCAGGGCUUGUCCGGAUGCCUAGGGGUGGGCAGUGCCAGCCCCUCCUCACCGCUCUUCCCCUUGCAGUGGAGGAGAGAGCCAGAGUGGAUAUUAUUUUUUAUUAAAUAUAUUAUAUGUUAAUAAAAAAAUCCUAUUAAA
Molecule: messenger RNA, 2922 nt
Organism: Bubalus bubalis (water buffalo)
Lineage: Eukaryota; Metazoa; Chordata; Mammalia; Artiodactyla; Bovidae
Gene: CRTC2
Product: CREB regulated transcription coactivator 2
Exons: 14
Coding region: 729-2486 (585 amino acids)
Biological process (GO): positive regulation of transcription by RNA polymerase II; protein homotetramerization
Cellular component (GO): cytoplasm; nucleus
Molecular function (GO): cAMP response element binding protein binding
Source: RefSeq, a predicted model, not a curated record